AUGGCUACAUUCACGGUUUUAAUGCUGGUGGGUUUUUGGUUUUGGAUUGAUGGCGGGUCGGGUUUGGAGCAAGAGGCUCCGUAUAGGAUCCAUACUUUGUUCUCUGUGGAGUGCCAGAAUUACUUUGAUUGGCAAACAGUGGGGCUCAUGCAUAGUUUCAAGAAGGCACAGCAACCCGGACCUAUUACCAGAUUAUUGAGUUGUACGGAUGAGGAGAAGAAGAACUAUAGAGGGAUGCAUUUAGCACCAACUUUUGAAGUUCCUUCUAUGAGUAGACAUCCCAAAACUGGUGAUUGGUACCCUGCAAUCAACAAACCUGCUGGAAUAGUCCACUGGCUUAAACAUAGUAAAGAUGCAGAUAACGUUGAUUGGGUUGUCAUUUUAGAUGCAGACAUGAUCAUUAGAGGUCCAAUUAUCCCUUGGGAACUUGGUGCAGAGAAAGGCAGGCCUGUUGCUGCAUAUUAUGGGUAUUUGGUUGGAUGUGACAAUAUUUUAGCUAAAUUGCACACAAGGCACCCCGAACUCUGUGACAAGGUUGGCGGGCUUUUAGCCAUGCACAUAGAUGAUCUUCGAGCGUUGGCACCCAUGUGGCUUUCAAAGACAGAAGAAGUGCGUGGAGAUAGAGCUCACUGGGGAACCAAUAUAACCGGCGACAUCUAUGGGCAAGGAUGGAUAAGUGAGAUGUAUGGCUACUCAUUUGGUGCGGCUGAAGUUGGACUUCGGCACAAGAUUAGUGAUGACCUGAUGAUCUAUCCGGGCUAUAUUCCACGAAAGAAUGUUGAGCCUAUUCUUAUACACUAUGGCUUACCAUUUAGUGUGGGGAAUUGGUCUUUUAGUAAAUUGGAUCACCACGAAGAUGAUAUCGUCUAUGAUUGUGGUCGGCUAUUUCCUGAGCCUCCUUAUCCUAGAGAGGUGCGGUUGAUGGCAUCUGAUUUGGAUAAAAGGCGAGCCUUAUUUUUAAAUUUAGAGUGUAUAAACACUUUGAAUGAGGGUCUUUUGUUACAGCAUGCUUCAAAUGGAUGUUCUAAGCCCAAAUGGUCAAGGUACUUGAGCUUUUUAAAGAGCAAAACUUUUGCUGAUCUAACUCGGCCAAAAUUUCUUGCUUCUGGUAGUAUAGAAACCAAGGAGGCUGCAAACCAGCAGCAGGCUGUUGAUGAUUCUGAGAGACCACAUCCAAAAAUCCACACCAUAUUUUCCACAGAAUGCAUUCCUUACUUUGAUUGGCAGACUGUGGGCCUUGUCCACAGUUUCCACCUGAGUGGUCAGCCUGGAAAUAUAACACGGCUUCUCAGCUGUACGGAUGAAGACUUAAAACGAUAUGCAGGACACGAUCUUGCUCCCACCCAUUAUGUUCCUUCCAUGAGCCGCCAUCCCCUGACAGGCGAUUGGUAUCCAGCAAUUAAUAAACCAGCUGCUGUCCUUCAUUGGCUUAAUCAUGCUGAUAUUGACGCUGAAUUUAUAGUUAUUCUUGAUGCUGACAUGAUUUUGAGAGGUCCAAUUACACCAUGGGAGUUCAAAGCUGCACGUGGCCGUCCUGUUUCAACUCCCUAUGACUACCUUAUUGGUUGUGACAAUGAGCUUGCUAAACUCCAUACAAGCCAUCCGGAAGCUUGUGACAAGGUUGGGGGUGUGAUCAUCAUGCAUAUAGAUGAUCUCAGAAAAUUUGCCAUGCUAUGGUUGCAUAAGACCGAGGAGGUGCGGGCUGACAAAGCUCAUUAUGCUACAAAUAUCACUGGAGAUAUUUAUGCAUCAGGCUGGAUUAGUGAGAUGUAUGGUUACUCAUUUGGUGCAGCAGAGCUGAAACUGCAGCACCACAUAAACAGCGAGAUUUUAAUAUAUCCAGGUUAUGUCCCUGAGCGUGGUGUUAAGUAUAGGGUUUUCCACUAUGGUUUAGAGUUUAAAGUUGGGAAUUGGAGCUUUGACAAGGCAAACUGGAGAGAUAUUGAUGUGGUCAACAAAUGCUGGGCUAAGUUUCCAGAUCCGCCCGACCCUUCAACACUCGAUCGGUCUGAUGAGAAUAGCUUCAAAAGAGACCUACUUAGCAUAGAAUGUGGAAAGACACUAAAUAAAGCUCUAGACCUGCAUCAUAAGAAGAGAAAUUGCCCUGAUCCCCACUCCUUAUCCACCUCAAAGCAGGAUAAGGGGAAGGAAGAUUCAAGUUCAAGGAAAUUUGGCAGGAUUGAUGGACGUAAUGCUGUGAGAAGUAACCCUGUGCCCACAAAAAAAUUCGAGGAAUCAUCUCCACCUGUUCCAAAAGAAAGGCUAUUUGGUUCUUUGAGGUUCUGGGCUGUUGCUCUAUGGGUGAUUUCGGGUUUAGGUUUCUUGGCUGUCAUGUUCAUGGUGUUUUCAGGCCGUAGAAGCAAGGGAAGUAAGAGUAAAACUUAUAAAAGCAGAAGAAGAUCAUCUUACUCGGGAUUCAUGGAUAUGAGUGGCCGUGAUCGGGUUCUUCGCAAUACUGAAACAUCUUUGUAA
Molecule: messenger RNA, 2472 nt
Organism: Dovyalis caffra
Lineage: Eukaryota; Viridiplantae; Streptophyta; Magnoliopsida; Malpighiales; Salicaceae
Source: the annotation of a GenBank genome assembly